Molecule: messenger RNA, 1441 nt
Organism: Megalobrama amblycephala (Wuchang bream)
Lineage: Eukaryota; Metazoa; Chordata; Actinopteri; Cypriniformes; Xenocyprididae
Gene: ndufab1b
Product: NADH:ubiquinone oxidoreductase subunit AB1b
Exons: 5
Coding region: 93-566 (157 amino acids)
Biological process (GO): fatty acid biosynthetic process
Cellular component (GO): mitochondrion
Molecular function (GO): acyl binding; acyl carrier activity
Source: RefSeq, a predicted model, not a curated record
AGUCGCACUUGCCCUGACCGAGUGCGCACGCGCAUGUCAAACUUAUGUCCAGUUUAUUGUCGCAGUGAAUUGUGGGAUAGAAAUUCACAGACAUGGCGUCCCGUGCGCUUGCACACUGUAUGCGCUCCGUCGCUCGCGCCUCUGCAAGGUUAAAUCAUGGCAACGUGCUAACAAGAUCCGCCUGCGCGCCCCUCGCCUCAGACCAGCGCGCGCUCUCUGUCCUCUCAUGCGGCCAGCGGACGAGGUGGACUGACCUAGUGCGGAUUUCAGGCCUGUCUGUUCAUCUGUGUCGGCAUUACGGUGAUCUUCCUCCCCUCACUUUAGAGAACAUCAAAGACCGUGUUAUGUACGUCCUUAAACUGUAUGACAAGAUCAACCCAGAUAAGCUUCAAACAUCGUCUCACUUCAUGAAAGAUCUGGGGCUGGACAGCUUGGACCAGGUGGAGAUUAUAAUGGCUAUGGAGGAUGAGUUUGGAUUUGAGAUCCCAGAUGCAGAGGCGGAGAAGCUUAUGACUCCUGAGGAGAUCGUACAGUACAUUGCAGAUAAAAAAGAUGUGUAUGAAUAGAGGCAGUAGGAUUGACUCUGCAUUAAACAAUAUGGAUGUGGAUCAGCUGUAUCCACUCAGUGUCCAGUUUCUAUCAUACUGUGUUCUGUCUCUUGCAUAUGGAGUCAACUGCCUUGUCAUGUGUAUCAUUGUAUUUAAUGAAAAUGUCACUAUAAACUCUUGGGAACUUGAGCUGAAAAUAAAGCCAAGACUAAACUGUAAUUCUUUGGUUUGUCAUGCCACAAGUGAAGCCUCACUGGUCCCUCUAGUGGAAGGGAAGUAAAACUGCUACUUGAUUUACAAGGUCAGUGCCACUUUGUGAAUGUCAUUGCAGAUCCUUUAUAGCUGCUUUUCUUUGUCAAAACACUGCAUCCUUCACCAGUUUAAAAUGCAUAGAUGGCUGUAUGUAAUUUGUAAGCCGUUUCAAAAUGUGUGGCACGUUUAACACUUCUUUGAGCAGACUGAGGCAGUGUUUAGGAAACUGCAAAAUGCCACACAAGUUUCUUUGACUCUUCCAUCUGCUUAUGAUUACUGGAUUAAAAAAAAAAAGCCUAGAAGACAAAUAAGUUCCAUUUCCAUGACUCUGAAAGCACUCAAACCUGUUUGAAAAGUAUUUUUUUGGAGAUUUGGUGCCGCUAAUGGCACAGAAAUUAUACUGCACCGUUAAAGGUGUAUUAGACCAUUUAACAUUUCCCAAAAGCAAACUAGCCAUGGAUUUCAUAAUGACAUCUGCAUGUGGCAUCAUGCAAAAGUUUUCAGUUAGAAUGGAAUUAUAAAAAGUACCAUAUUUGCAAGCGUCACCCAUGAUUUAUAUGAUUUAGUACUGCAGCAGUACUGAAGUGAUCUCAACAUGAUAGCCCACCUUCAUGUAAAAUAAAACUACUUUUUCAAGGCCA